Molecule: messenger RNA, 528 nt
Organism: Populus euphratica (Euphrates poplar)
Lineage: Eukaryota; Viridiplantae; Streptophyta; Magnoliopsida; Malpighiales; Salicaceae
Product: BON1-associated protein 2-like
Exons: 1
Coding region: 1-528 (175 amino acids)
Biological process (GO): defense response
Source: RefSeq, a predicted model, not a curated record
AUGGAGAUAACAGUCAUAUCAGCCCAAGGACUCAAGAAAACAUCAUCAGGCCCUUUCUCUCACCGUCUAAGACCCUUCAUCACCAUCACCGCAUACCCGCCGAACCCACACAACAGUAAUGAGAAGUGUCAAAUGUACAGAACAAGAGUCGAUGAUCAAGGAGGAGUAAAUCCGACAUGGGGUGAUAAGUUUCAUGUCCCUAUAGACAUGGCCUUCUUUCAGAAUCGGUAUUCUUGUAUUUAUCUCCAUCUCUACACAAAAAGGCUCAUCACGGGCCAAGUCCAACUUGGUUGGUGCCAGGUUCCAGUUACUGAUAUUGGGUUUCUGCCUGAGGGUUCAGUAAGGUACCUGAGUUACCGGAUACUGGCUAGAGAUGGUACAAGGACUCCUGGAGUUGUCAAUCUUGCUAUAAGGUUAACAUGUUUACAACAGGUUGCCGUUCUUCCAGAUUCAAGAGCUUCCGACGAGUGCAAAACCGUGAUCGGUAUUCCGGUGACAAUGUUUUCGCACACCAGCAUUUGUCAAUGA